AUGGGGACCUCGACCGCUGGAUCGGAGCAGCUCACUUCCUUUCAACCAACUUCCUCCCAACCUGCUUCCCCCCAGCUCACUUCCUUUCAGCCAACUUCCUCCCAACCUGCUUCCCCCCAGCUCACUUCCUUUCAACCAACUUCCUCCCAACCUGCUUCCCCCCAACUCACUUCCUUUCAGCCAACUUCCUCCCAACCUGCUUCCCCCCAGCUCACUUCCUUUCAGCCAACUUCCUCCCAACCUGCUUCCCCCCAGCUCACUUCCUUUCAGCCAACUUCCUCCCAACCUGCUUCCCCCCAGCUCACUUCCUUUCAACCAACUUCCUCCCAACCUGCUUCCCCCCAGCUCACUUCCUUUCAACCAACUUCCUCCCAACCUGCUUCCCCCCAGCUCACUUCCUUUCAACCAACUUCCUCCCAACCUGCUUCCCCCCAGCUCACUUCCUUUCAGCCAACUUCCUCCCAGCCUGCUUCCCCCCAGCUCACUUCCUUUCAACCAACUUCCUCCCAACCUGCUUCCCCCCAGCUCACUUCCUUUCAGCCAACUUCCUCCCAACCUGCUUCCCCCCAGCUCACUUCCUUUCAGCCAACUUCCUCCCAACCUGCUUCCCCCCAGCUCACUUCCUUUCAACCAACUUCCUCCCAACCUGCUUCCCCCCAGCUCACUUCCUUUCAGCCAACUUCCUCCCAACCUGCUUCCCCCCAGCUCACUUCCUUUCAACCAACUUCCUCCCAACCUGCUUCCCCCCAGCUCACUUCCUUUCAGCCAACUUCCUCCCAACCUGCUUCCCCCCAGCUCACUUCCUUUCAGCCAACUUCCUCCCAACCUGCUUCCCCCCAGCUCACUUCCUUUCAACCAACUUCCUCCCAACCUGCUUCCCCCCAGCUCACUUCCUUUCAACCAACUUCCUCCCAACCUGCUUCCCCCCAGCUCACUUCCUUUCAACCAACUUCCUCCCAACCUGCUUCCCCCCAGCUCACUUCCUUUCAACCAACUUCCUCCCAACCUGCUUCCCCCCAGCUCACUUCCUUUCAACCAACUUCCUCCCAACCUGCUUCCCCCCAGCUCACUUCCUUUCAACCAACUUCCUCCCAACCUGCUUCCCCCCAGCUCACUUCCUUUCAACCAACUUCCUCCCAACCUGCUUCCCCCCAGCUCACUUCCUUUCAACCAACUUCCUCCCAACCUGCUUCCCCCCAGCUCACUUCCUUUCAACCAACUUCCUCCCAACCUGCUUCCCCCCAGCUCACUUCCUUUCAACCAACUUCCUCCCAACCUGCUUCCCCCCAGCUCACUUCCUUUCAACCAACUUCCUCCCAACCUGCUUCCCCCCAGCUCACUUCCUUUCAACCAACUUCCUCCCAACCUGCUUCCCCCCAGCUCACUUCCUUUCAACCAACUUCCUCCCAACCUGCUUCCCCCCAGCUCACUUCCUUUCAACCAACUUCCUCCCAACCUGCUUCCCCCCAGCUCACUUCCUUUCAACCAACUUCCUCCCAACCUGCUUCCCCCCAGCUCACUUCCUUUCAACCAACUUCCUCCCAACCUGCUUCCCCCCAGCUCACUUCCUUUCAACCAACUUCCUCCCAACCUGCUUCCCCCCAGCUCACUUCCUUUCAACCAACUUCCUCCCAACCUGCUUCCCCCCAGCUCACUUCCUUUCAACCAACUUCCUCCCAACCUGCUUCCCCCCAGCUCACUUCCUUUCAACCAACUUCCUCCCAACCUGCUUCCCCCCAGCUCACUUCCUUUCAGCCAACUUCCUCCCAACCUGCUUCCCCCCAGCUCACUUCCUUUCAACCAACUUCCUCCCAACCUGCUUCCCCCCAGCUCACUUCCUUUCAACCAACUUCCUCCCAACCUGCUUCCCCCCAGCUCACUUCCUUUCAACCAACUUCCUCCCAACCUGCUUCCCCCCAGCUCACUUCCUUUCAGCCAACUUCCUCCCAACCUGCUUCCCCCCAGCUCACUUCCUUUCAGCCAACUUCCUCCCAACCUGCUUCCCCCCAGCUCACUUCCUUUCAGCCAACUUCCUCCCAACCUGCUUCCCCCCAGCUCACUUCCUUUCAACCAACUUCCUCCCAACCUGCUUCCCCCCAGCUCACUUCCUUUCAACCAACUUCCUCCCAACCUGCUUCCCCCCAGCUCACUUCCUUUCAGCCAACUUCCUCCCAACCUGCUUCCCCCCAGCUCACUUCCUUUCAACCAACUUCCUCCCAACCUGCUUCCCCCCAGCUCACUUCCUUUCAACCAACUUCCUCCCAACCUGCUUCCCCCCAGCUCACUUCCUUUCAACCAACUUCCUCCCAACCUGCUUCCCCCCAGCUCACUUCCUUUCAACCAACUUCCUCCCAACCUGCUUCCCCCCAGCUCACUUCCUUUCAACCAACUUCCUCCCAACCUGCUUCCCCCCAGCUCACUUCCUUUCAACCAACUUCCUCCCAACCUGCUUCCCCCCAGCUCACUUCCUUUCAACCAACUUCCUCCCAACCUGCUUCCCCCCAGCUCACUUCCUUUCAACCAACUUCCUCCCAACCUGCUUCCCCCCAGCUCACUUCCUUUCAACCAACUUCCUCCCAACCUGCUUCCCCCCAGCUCACUUCCUUUCAACCAACUUCCUCCCAACCUGCUUCCCCCCAGCUCACUUCCUUUCAACCAACUUCCUCCCAACCUGCUUCCCCCCAGCUCACUUCCUUUCAACCAACUUCCUCCCAACCUGCUUCCCCCCAGCUCACUUCCUUUCAACCAACUUCCUCCCAACCUGCUUCCCCCCAGCUCACUUCCUUUCAACCAACUUCCUCCCAACCUGCUUCCCCCCAGCUCACUUCCUUUCAACCAACUUCCUCCCAACCUGCUUCCCCCCAGCUCACUUCCUUUCAACCAACUUCCUCCCAACCUGCUUCCCCCCAGCUCACUUCCUUUCAACCAACUUCCUCCCAACCUGCUUCCCCCCAGCUCACUUCCUUUCAACCAACUUCCUCCCAACCUGCUUCCCCCCAGCUCACUUCCUUUCAACCAACUUCCUCCCAACCUGCUUCCCCCCAGCUCACUUCCUUUCAACCAACUUCCUCCCAACCUGCUUCCCCCCAGCUCACUUCCUUUCAACCAACUUCCUCCCAACCUGCUUCCCCCCAGCUCACUUCCUUUCAACCAACUUCCUCCCAACCUGCUUCCCCCCAGCUCACUUCCUUUCAACCAACUUCCUCCCAACCUGCUUCCCCCCAGCUCACUUCCUUUCAACCAACUUCCUCCCAACCUGCUUCCCCCCAGCUCACUUCCUUUCAACCAACUUCCUCCCAACCUGCUUCCCCCCAGCUCACUUCCUUUCAACCAACUUCCUCCCAACCUGCUUCCCCCCAGCUCACUUCCUUUCAACCAACUUCCUCCCAACCUGCUUCCCCCCAGCUCACUUCCUUUCAGCCAACUUCCUCCCAACCUGCUUCCCCCCAGCUCACUUCCUUUCAGCCAACUUCCUCCCAACCUGCUUCCCCCCAGCUCACUUCCUUUCAACCAACUUCCUCCCAACCUGCUUCCCCCCAGCUCACUUCCUUUCAACCAACUUCCUCCCAACCUGCUUCCCCCCAGCUCACUUCCUUUCAGCCAACUUCCUCCCAACCUGCUUCCCCCCAGCUCACUUCCUUUCAGCCAACUUCCUCCCAACCUGCUUCCCCCCAGCUCACUUCCUUUCAGCCAACUUCCUCCCAACCUGCUUCCCCCCAGCUCACUUCCUUUCAACCAACUUCCUCCCAACCUGCUUCCCCCCAGCUCACUUCCUUUCAGCCAACUUCCUCCCAACCUGCUUCCCCCCAGCUCACUUCCUUUCAACCAACUUCCUCCCAACCUGCUUCCCCCCAGCUCACUUCCUUUCAACCAACUUCCUCCCAACCUGCUUCCCCCCAGCUCACUUCCUUUCAACCAACUUCCUCCCAACCUGCUUCCCCCCAGCUCACUUCCUUUCAACCAACUUCCUCCCAACCUGCUUCCCCCCAGCUCACUUCCUUUCAACCAACUUCCUCCCAACCUGCUUCCCCCCAGCUCACUUCCUUUCAACCAACUUCCUCCCAACCUGCUUCCCCCCAGCUCACUUCCUUUCAACCAACUUCCUCCCAACCUGCUUCCCCCCAGCUCACUUCCUUUCAACCAACUUCCUCCCAACCUGCUUCCCCCCAGCUCACUUCCUUUCAACCAACUUCCUCCCAACCUGCUUCCCCCCAGCUCACUUCCUUUCAACCAACUUCCUCCCAACCUGCUUCCCCCCAGCUCACUUCCUUUCAACCAACUUCCUCCCAACCUGCUUCCCCCCAGCUCACUUCCUUUCAACCAACUUCCUCCCAACCUGCUUCCCCCCAGCUCACUUCCUUUCAACCAACUUCCUCCCAACCUGCUUCCCCCCAGCUCACUUCCUUUCAGCCAACUUCCUCCCAACCUGCUUCCCCCCAGCUCACUUCCUUUCAGCCAACUUCCUCCCAACCUGCUUCCCCCCAGCUCACUUCCUUUCAGCCAACUUCCUCCCAACCUGCUUCCCCCCAGCUCACUUCCUUUCAGCCAACUUCCUCCCAACCUGCUUCCCCCCAGCUCACUUCCUUUCAACCAACUUCCUCCCAACCUGCUUCCCCCCAGCUCACUUCCUUUCAGCCAACUUCCUCCCACCCCGCUUCCCUCGGCAAAGCUAUCCGAACCUGGUGCGGCUGCUCUUCAGAAACCGCCCUGCUUCCACCCACCCCGCUUCCCUCGGCUCUGCUUCCUCCCCCCACCACCCCCCUGCAGAUCAACGAGAUGGCGACCAAGAGCCAUCCGAACCUGAUCAACGAGAUGGCGACCAAGAGCCACCCAAACCUGGUGAGGCUGCUGGGGUACUGCUUUGACAUGAGCUACGAGGCGGAGCGCAUGGAGCAGAUCGUGGUCUAUGAGUUCAUGGCCAACGGCGACCUCGACCGCUGGAUCGGACCUGGUGAGCCAAGGCGCUUCGGUGUGGUGAUGCUCGCGGUGAUCACGGCUCGCAAGGCCAUCUACAACAUCGAUUCAAACCAAGUCAACCUCAAGCAGUGGGCAGCAGCCCUGGUGGCACCAGGGGACGUGGCGGCCCUCAAGGACCCGCACCUGCAAGCACCGGACGACCUGGUGCUGCGCAUGACACGCCUGGCGCUCACCUGCACCGCCAUGCCCACGGCGUCUCGCCCGGGCAUGAGCCGUGUGCUGGCAGAGCUGCUGCUGCUCAAGGAGGAGUUCUUCGGGGAGGACGAGGACCGCAUGGCUGUUAGGAUUGACCACGAGAUCGAGAGCUCCGAGCAGGUCGACUUCAGCUUGGAGCUGGCUCGUCUUCAGGGGAUUCAGCAUGGUAGUUAG
Molecule: messenger RNA, 5346 nt
Organism: Closterium sp. Naga37s-1
Lineage: Eukaryota; Viridiplantae; Streptophyta; Zygnematophyceae; Desmidiales; Closteriaceae
Source: the annotation of a GenBank genome assembly